UUGCUGACCAGGCAAAAAGCGUCAAGACAAUAUUACUGCGCUCCUUGACCUCCUGGAUACUCGUGACUUUUACUCUCGCUUGUAUGCCCUGCAGUUGAUGUUCCAGAUCUCGAGCGCACGGCCAGAAAGAACACAAGAAUGUAUCCUGACGGCGCCGUUGGGUAUACCGAGGCUGGUCAGUGCUCUGGGAGAUGCUAGAGAGCCGGUGCGCAAUGGUAUGUUGAGCUCACCCCCCUCGCCCCCCUCAGCGCGGAAGCGCGGUGUGCAACUGUUGCUAAUUACGACUGUGCAUCGAAUAGAAGCUUUAAUUCUCUUGAUCGCUCUCACUCCGGCCUCCGAAGAGUUCCAAAAGCUCGUCGCAUUCGAAAACGCGUUUGACCUUAUCUUCUCCUUGAUAGAAGCUGAAGGUGCUUUGACUCACGGAUCGGAAGUGGUUGAAGACUGCCUUUCCUUACUCGCGAACCUUCUGAGGCUCAACAUCUCCAACCAGUCAUAUUUUCGGGAGACGGGCUGUGUCAAAAGGCUAGCAAAGCUCCUCGCGGAUGUCAAUCAGGAUCAGGACUCGGAAGAGCCCACCCCACAAUGGGCUCUCGCGCAUCGGGAUAAGAACCUCUGGGGACUUUUGGUUAUCGUCCAGCUGUUUCUAAUCAAAGGAGGGGUCAACACUCCUGCCAACCAGACGGCGUUCUGGAACAAUGGUGUCAUGGAACAAGUCCUGAACACUGCUUUCGGUCAAAGAUUUAAUGUCAAUGUGACAUCCAAGGUAUGAGACACUGAUCGCCUAUAAAGUUGGACGCUAAUUGUGCUAGGCUCUUGCGACAUGCGCCGACUUAAU
Messenger RNA from Aspergillus eucalypticola CBS 122712, 835 nucleotides. Its product is annotated as putative intracellular protein transport protein (UsoA). The record is from RefSeq and is a predicted model, not a curated record. The coding region runs from base 98 to 769 and encodes 223 amino acids. Gene Ontology annotation, biological process: endoplasmic reticulum to Golgi vesicle-mediated transport; membrane fusion; transcytosis. Lineage: Eukaryota; Fungi; Ascomycota; Eurotiomycetes; Eurotiales; Aspergillaceae. The transcript has a single exon. Gene Ontology annotation, cellular component: ER to Golgi transport vesicle membrane; endoplasmic reticulum; Golgi stack.